AACCAAGGUUACUGCGAAUUUAAAGUCACAACAUCUAUGGCAUAUCUAUGGCCACAAAUUGAGCAAAAAGCAAUCUCGGUAAAUGGUUCUUUCACUAUGCAGAUGGGUGGGCAAAGUGGCAAUUGUGACCGGUGCAAGUUCAGGAAUCGGAGCCGCAAUUGCCGACGCCUUAGUAGAAAACGGCCUUAUAGUUGCUGGACUCGCUCGUCGCUCUGAACGCAUCGAAGAGCGAGCCAAAAAGCUCGAAGGCAAGGAAGGAAAGCUCCACGCUGUCAAAACUGACAUGAGAAAAGAAGACGAAAUUACCAAAGCCUUCAAAUGGGUUGAGAAAAAUCUCGGACAAGUUCACAUCCUAAUCAACAAUGCUGGUGUUGCUAAAGAAGGUUUGCUAUCAAACGGAGACACGGAAGCUUGGAGGAAUACUUUCGAUGUAAACGUCAUGGGACUGUGUAUUGCCACAAGAGAAGCAGUCAAAUCAAUGACAGCAAACAACAUAAACGGACAUAUCAUUCACAUUAAUAGCGUUGCGGGCCAUAAAGUUGUGUACUUCCCCGGGAUUAAUGUUUACACAGCCAGCAAACAUGCAGUCACAGCUUUGGCCGAGACUUUAAGGCACGAGUUUCUCGCUCGUGGGUCGAAAAUCAAAAUUACAAGUGUCAGUCCUGGAUUUGUUAUAAGCGAAAUGACGACUCUCAAUACCGGGUAUAGUCCUGAACGACAGAAAAUGCUCAAAAGUCAACCGAUUCUGAAGCCUGAAGAUAUUGCAGAUGCCGUUUGUUACGUAUUAUCUACACCUGAGACCGUCCAAAUAAAUGAACUGCUAAUCACUCCAGUCGGCGAAAGAAUGUUUUAAUUAUUACUACAAACACCUCACCAAUACAAAAAUAAACUUGAUUCAAAAUUUAUAUCCAUAUUUUCUCCAUAAGAUUGCAAUGAAUUUGUAA
This is a messenger RNA of Tribolium castaneum (red flour beetle), 944 nucleotides long. RefSeq names its product farnesol dehydrogenase. Gene Ontology annotation, molecular function: oxidoreductase activity. The coding region runs from base 83 to 853 and encodes 256 amino acids. The transcript is spliced from 4 exons. Lineage: Eukaryota; Metazoa; Arthropoda; Insecta; Coleoptera; Tenebrionidae. The record is from RefSeq and is a predicted model, not a curated record.